Messenger RNA from Adineta steineri, 270 nucleotides. NCBI's taxonomy places the organism in Eukaryota, Metazoa, Rotifera, Eurotatoria, Adinetida, Adinetidae. The record is from the annotation of a GenBank genome assembly.
AUGGGUGUUGGUGGACACAAACAUCAUUAUAAUGAUAGUCAAAUUGAAAAAGAGAUGAAAGGCAUUGGUGACACUGAUCCAUUGGCAAAAUUAAAAGAAUUAUGUGGUAAUGAUCAUGGAUGUGCAGGAUUAAAACAACGUUUACAAGAAUGUACCGAUAGAGUUAAUAGUAAGCCAUGGACAAAAGAAACAUGUAACGAAGAAUUACUGGAUUUUCUUCACUGCGUUGAUGAAUGUUGGUCACCACAUAUAUUCAAAUACGUGAAAUAA